Molecule: messenger RNA, 1810 nt
Organism: Humulus lupulus (European hop)
Lineage: Eukaryota; Viridiplantae; Streptophyta; Magnoliopsida; Rosales; Cannabaceae
Product: probable terpene synthase 11
Exons: 7
Coding region: 1-1791 (596 amino acids)
Biological process (GO): diterpenoid biosynthetic process
Molecular function (GO): magnesium ion binding; terpene synthase activity
Source: RefSeq, a predicted model, not a curated record
AUGGCAGGAGUGAAGUUCAUUAGCUGCUCUUCUGUACACUCAGUUACUUUCUCAAAGAGACCACCAAUUGGAAUCUCUGUUAGAGAAGCUUAUUCAUGGAAGAAGAACAAUAAGCUUUCUUCAUUAUUCAUGUCAACCAAGUGCCAGAGUACAUCAUCAUCAUCAUCACCAUUAUCAAUAGAUAACUCAGCAAAGCUAGAGACUCAAGGCCAUCAAGGGAUGGUCGCUGAUUAUGACAAUAAGAAUACCUCGGAAGAGCUGUUCAAAAAGGUGCAAAUGGUAUUACGAAAACCUUGUGAUCAAAGUACCAAAAUGAGACUAAUAGAUAGCAUCCAACGGUUGGGAGUUGGCCAUCGUUUUGAAGAAGAAAUCAAACUAAUACUUCAAGGCUUGUCAGAUUGCAACUCCGGCGAAGACAACCUCUUUGAAACUGGGCUUCGUUUUCGGCUACUGAGGCACAAUGGCUUUCCAACUAAUUCAGAUGUUUUUGACAAAUUUAUCAACGAGAAUGGGGAAAUUAAGAAUGUAUCGAGCCAAGACACAUGGGGUAUUCUGAGCUUGUAUGAGGCAUCCUACCUUGCAGCAAACGGUGAAGAAUCAUUGCUCAAAGUCAUGGAAUUCACAAGAUCUCAUCUGAAAAAUUCAAUGCCUUCUAUACCCACAGAGCUACAAAAUCAAAUUGGCAAAGCCUUGGAGCUCCCUAGACACCUGAGGAUGGCACCAUUAGAAGUUCGAAACUACAUCGACGAAUAUAGCCAAGAAUUAAACCACUACCCGGCUCUUCUUGAGUUAGCCAAGUUAGAAUUUAACGAGCUUCAGUCCCUUCACAAAAGAGAAUUAACCGAGAUCAUAAGGUGGUGGAAACAAUUGGGUCUGGUUGACAAACUUGCUUUUGCCAGAGAUCGGCCAUUAGAAUGCUUUCUAUGGACAGUUGGAAUAUUCCCUGAAAAAAGCUAUUCCAACAUACGGAUUGAGCUAGCCAAAACUGUUUCAAUCUUACUAGUCAUCGAUGAUAUCUAUGACACAUAUGGAUCGUUAGAUGAACUCGUCUUGUUCAAUGAUGCAAUUCGAAGAUGGGAUCUUGGUGCAAUGGAUAAGCUUCCUGAAUACAUGAAGAUAUGUUACAUGGCAUUAUACAAUACUACUAAUGAAAUUGGCUACAGAGUUCUGAAAGAACAUGGAUUGUGCAUUACACAACACUUAAAGAGAACGUGGAUAGACAUAUUUGAUGCGUUUCUAACCGAAGCAGAAUGGUUCAACGAAAAAUACACUCCAACUGUAGACCAAUAUUUAACAAAUGGGGUGACUAGUGGAGGAUCCUACAUGGCCUUAGUGCACUCAUUUUUCCUCAUAGGUCAUGGUAUUACAGACGAAACUAUUUCAAUGAUGCACCCAUAUCCUGAGAUCUUCUCUUGCUCAGGGAAAAUUCUAAGACUUUGGGAUGAUUUGGGAACAGCCAAGGAGGAGCAAGAGAGAGGAGAUGUUGCUUCUAGCAUAGAUUGUUAUAUGAAAGAAGAGAAUAUUGAAUUGGAAGAUGAGGCCAGAAAACACAUAAAGAAAUUGAUUAGAAGUUCAUGGAUGGAGCUAAAUGGAGAGUUGAAGGCUCCUAGUGCAUUGCCUCGGUCGAUUACCAGAGCUUGCUUUGACCUUGCUAGAACUGCCCAAGUCAUCUAUCAACAUGGAGAUGACCAAAGAUUUUCAAGCGUAGUAGAUCAUGUGCAAUCUUUGUUUUUUCGACCCUGUGUCACUAAUUUUUCAUCAAAAUCGCAUAUAAAAGAUCAACAUGUAUGAUGUAUAAAAUCAUAGUGGG